AACAAUGUGACUUUUGUGAGCGCUCCCCAAGCACAACGCGGCGGGUUUUUCCUCGACACGCCCCCGGCCGUCGCCUGGGAAUGUAUGUGUGUGUGUGUGUGUGUGUGUGUAAGUGUGCGUGAGACCAGGAGCUCCCUUGUUGCACCGUCGCUCUCAGUCAGUGCGCUCUGCAGCGCAAGAUGGCGACUGUCCGCGAGCCGGGCGGGAUCACGAAAGCGUUCUGUGUGUUUUCGCUCAUUGCCGCCCUACACAUCUGGCCUCAGCUGUGCUUCCCUGUCGAUCCGUCGACCGGCGUCGAGGCCAGCAACAUGACUAACACUACAUGGCAGAACAAGGUGGUACAAAAGGUGAACGUGGACCCUGCAAAACAGCCUGAGAACAUGAACAUUAUGGAAGAUUCCUCCAGGGAGAACGGGACCGAAGUUGUAGUUGAUAAUGAGAGCGAUUCAAAAAAACUCCUCAAUACCUCUGCAUCCUUGACAGCAGAUUAUGAUUCUUUGAAUCCAGAGCAAGUGGGGGACGCAUGGAACAAAGAGGAGGAGGAAGAGGAAAUUAGAAAAGAGGAAGGUUUCGGGAUUGAGGAAGAUGAUGCUGGGAAUGAAGAGGAAGGUUUCGGUAUUGAGGAAGAUGAUGCUGGGAAUGAAGAGGAAGGUUUCGGGGUUGAGGAAGAUGAUGCUGGGAAUGAGGAGGAAGGUUUCGGGAUUGAGGAAGAAGACACUGGGAAUGAGAAGGAAGGUUUCGGGAUUGAGGAAGAAGACACUGGGAAUGAGAAGGAAGGUUUCGGGAUUGAGGAAGAAGACACUGGGAAUGAGAAGAAAGGUUUUGGGGACGAUGAAGAAGACACUUGGUACCAGAAGGUGGAAAACGAUUUUAGGAAUGAGAAAGCGGACAAUGGUAACGAGGAGUAUGAGAGGAACGAGGAGGAGGAUACCUGGAACGAAGAGAACAUCAGGAAAGAUGGUGAGGGCUUUGUGAGUAGGGAAGAAGACAUGGACUAUCUGGAGAAUGAGAGGGAUGAAGAUGUAAAAUUUGGCAAUGCAGCAAACUUCAACGUGGAUACAAACGAUAAAGACGAAAACUCACACUUCUUCUUCCAUCUUGUCGUCAUCGCCUUCCUGGUGGCCAUUGUGUACAUUACCUACCACAACAAAAGAAAGAUUUUCCUCCUUGCCCAGAACCUGCGUUGGAGGGACAGCUUCUGUUCCCGGCCGGUAGAGUAUCAGCGGCUGAGUCAAAACGUCAGCGAAAGUAUGCCGUCGCUCAAGGUGACCAAAGAUUAUAUCUUCUAAUCCAUGACUGGCAGGAAGAAACUGACCAAAACCUUUCUUUCUUGUCAAACAUCAAAAAAAUGCUAAUAUAUGUGCUUGGUCUGAUCUAAGACUUGAUAUUGUUGCAUCACCCUAGAAAAAUUUGGGAUUGGUUUCAAUCUGCGGACUCCUUCCCUUCAGUUUUCUGGAUAAAACUCUUUCGCUCUUUUUCAUACUGCAUGUUUGAAGAUUAUUUGGUUUAUGGGGAGAAUCAGCCUUAAUAGGGUGACCUAAAUAUUUGUUCAGCUCUACAAUCAUUGUUAAUUCUGGGUUUUACUGAGAGUAUAAAGGAAGAACAUACGUUUCAAUGUAUCAGUCUAGGUUAUAAUAAUUAAGUUAAGUGCAUUUUUUAUUUUAUUGUUUUGAUUUUACCAGACGGUGCCUUUCAUAGUUCUCUUAUAUGGAACAUGACCUGCUAUUCCACUAAGCCUUUGAAAUACACCACUGUGUUGGAACCUGUUGCACACACACGUUGCUUUAUGCGUGUGUGUUUGUGGCAAAAUACCAAUAAUGUAAUCAGAAGAUUGCUUCAGUUAUCCUCUGAAUAGUUAUUCUUGUUGCAAUGAAGAAGUUAAGGGCCCAUGUUGUGCUUGGAUUUAUCAGUUUUUUUUUUUUUUUUUUUCCUCACAUGGAAUUUGGAACCCGUAUUCUUAAUGGUAAUGAAAAUUUUAGAAUUAUUGUGUCAUUCCCAUGUUUACAAUGCAGCAAUAAAGGCUGGCCCUUAUUUGUGCCUUAA
Messenger RNA from Scleropages formosus (Asian bonytongue), 2043 nucleotides. RefSeq names its product trans-Golgi network integral membrane protein TGN38-like. The transcript has 3 exons. The record is from RefSeq and is a predicted model, not a curated record. The coding region runs from base 180 to 1289 and encodes 369 amino acids. Lineage: Eukaryota; Metazoa; Chordata; Actinopteri; Osteoglossiformes; Osteoglossidae.